Molecule: messenger RNA, 1918 nt
Organism: Pogoniulus pusillus (Red-fronted tinkerbird)
Lineage: Eukaryota; Metazoa; Chordata; Aves; Piciformes; Lybiidae
Product: cholesterol side-chain cleavage enzyme, mitochondrial
Exons: 9
Coding region: 4-1530 (508 amino acids)
Biological process (GO): cortisol metabolic process; glucocorticoid biosynthetic process; cellular response to peptide hormone stimulus
Cellular component (GO): mitochondrial inner membrane
Molecular function (GO): iron ion binding; heme binding; cholesterol monooxygenase (side-chain-cleaving) activity
Source: RefSeq, a predicted model, not a curated record
CCCAUGCUGGCCCGGGCUGUGCCCAAGCCAGGAGCCUUGCUGGGCUGUCUCUCUGCCCAAGCCGGGGGAUGCCGCCGGGUUGGGAGGGUUGCCACUCCCAUCCCGCCGACUCCUCGACCCUUCGACCAGGUGCCCGGUGACUGGAGAGCAGGUUGGCUCAACCUCUACCGCUUCUGGCAGGAGGGUGGCUUCCACAACGUCCACCACAUCAUGGCACGCAAGUUCCAGCAGUUUGGCCCCAUUUACAGGGAGAAGCUGGGUGUCUACGACAGCGUCAACAUCAUCAGCCCCCGGGACGCUGCUACCCUCUUCCAGGCAGAGGGGGCGCUGCCGGAGCGCUUCAGCGUCCCCCCCUGGGUGGCUUACCGGGACUAUCGCAACAAGCCCUACGGGGUGCUCCUCAAGACGGGGGAGGCCUGGCGCUCGGACCGCCUGCUGCUGAACAGGGAGGUGCUGUCCCCGCGGGUGGUGGAGGGCUUCGUGCCCCUGCUGAGCCAGGUGGGCGAGGAGUUCGUGCGGCGGGCGCGGGCGCAGGCGGAGAAGAGCGGCAGGCAGCGCUGGACGGCAGACUUCACCCACGAGCUCUUCCGCUUCGCCCUCGAGUCUGUGUGCCACGUGCUGUACGGGCAGCGCCUGGGGCUGCUGCAGGACUUCGUGGAGCCCGAGGCUCAGCGCUUCAUCGACGCCGUCAGCCUCAUGUUCCACACCACCUCCCCCAUGCUCUACCUGCCGCCCGCCCUCCUGCGCCGCCUCAACGCCAAGGCCUGGCGGGACCACGUCUGGGCAUGGGAUGCCAUCUUCUCCCAGGCCGACAAAUGCAUCCAGAACGUCUACCGCGACCUGCGGCUGCAGCGCAAGAGCGCCACGGGGUACAUGGGCAUCCUCUGCAGCCUCAUCGUCCAGGACAAGCUGCCUUUGGAUGACAUCAAGGCCAGCGUCACCGAGAUGAUGGCAGGAGGGGUGGACACGACCUCCAUGACGCUGCAGUGGGCCAUGUUCGAGCUGGCAAGGUCCCCAGGGGUGCAGGAGCAGCUGAGGGCAGAGAUCUUGGCUGCCAAACGGGAGGCAGCAGGGGACAGGGUGAAGAUGCUGAAAAGCAGCCGGCUGCUCAAAGCUGCCAUCAAGGAGACGCUCAGGCUGCACCCCGUGGCAGUGACCCUGCAGAGAUACACCACGCAAGAGGUCAUCCUCCAGGACUACCGCAUCCCCCCCAAGACGCUGGUGCAGGUCGGUCUCUACGCCAUGGGCAGGGAUGCUGAGGUCUUCCCCAAGCCAGAGCAGUUCAUCCCCCAGCGCUGGUUGGCAGAUGGCCCCAAACACUUCAAGGGGUUGGGCUUUGGCUUUGGACCUCGCCAGUGCUUGGGGCGUCGGAUUGCCGAGCUGGAGAUGCAGCUCUUCCUCAUGCAGAUCCUGGAGAACUUCAAGAUUGAAACCAUGAGAGCAGUGGAAGUGGGGACCAAGUUUGAUCUGAUCCUGAUCCCUGACAAACCAAUCUACUUGACCUUACGGCCGCUCCAGCCCCAGGCUUGAGGAGAGUGACCCCCCCCCCAGCUCCCAGAUGCUCCCAGUUUGGAGGCCAUCCCCACAGCAACUCAACAAGGCUCUGCUGGCUCCUGUGGCCCCCUGGGGAUGUGAUUUUGGGGACAGCUGGGAGGCUUUCAGGGCCACAACCUUGGCUUGGUGCAUCCCUGCCUUGGCUCAAGGCUGCGCUUUACGCCACGGAGGGAGAGAUAAGCUGGAGCAAGCCCUGGCCCUGCCAUCAGCCCUGGAGCCACCAAGGCUUGGUGAGUGGGUGGGUGCUGCUUGGAGGUCCCCAAGGACCAUGGUGAUGCUCCUCUGUUGCCUUCUCAUGCUUUGCUUUGCCUCUGAUUCACUCUGGAAUUCCAGCAGGUGGAAAAGCAUCAGCUCCUGUUUGCCA